AAUAAUAGCAGUAUUACUCCGAAAAAUCAUUCAGAUCAUGAAGGUUUCACUACUUGAUUCAAAUCAGUCCAAAAAUAAAGCAUCUAACAAAAUUAUUGCCAAUAUCAAGAGGAUUUCAAGGCUGUCGAAAGUUUCAAGAGCGUCUAAAAAAUCAAGGAGUUCCAAAGUGGAAAACUUUAAUUGAAGCUCAAGACUCUCAUAUAUCACCUUAGCCCAAGAAGAUGUCUUCAGACCUAAAGAUUUUAAAAUUGCCGAUAAAGUUGUGGCUAUCUUGAAGCAAAAGGCUUCAAAACUGUCAAAAACGAAUACAUCAGCUGAUCCUAAAAUCACAGCGAAACUAUCAGAAAAGAUGAAAUUACUAGGGAAGAUUAUUCAAAAUACUCUAAGAAUCAAAAAGUAUCUCAACAGGGAGAAGAACCAAAAACUUGAGCAAGAAAUCGAGAACCUAGUUCCGAAUGUCAAGAAGGAACUCAAGUUGUUCAAAAAGGACUUUGCCAAACAGAUCAAGGCUAUUCAUAAGCUCAAAUUUCAGGAUAAAGAAGAUAAUACUUUGGCACUCAAUAAGUUGACUCCUGAGUUAAAAGAGCUUAUUAAGAACUCAUUGUUAGAUAGGAAAUAUAAGAAAGGAAUGAAAAGAGGAACCUCCAGGGAAAGGAGAGAUAAAAGUUGACACCGCAAAACAGAACGAUAUUCUAUCAAUAUUUCAAGAUGUCCUGAAGAUGAAAAAUCUGAAGAGAAAGACCUAAAGAGCGAAGAUACCAAGCAAGUCAGACCUAAACUUAAAAUCCCGAACUUCCCUAAGGAAGAUCCAAAACCAAAGAGUAAAUAAUUUAAGAGACUCAGUGUUCACUCCAACAAAGAGAAAAAUCAAGAGUCCUGAAAUAAAAAUCAAAAAUAACAUUCCAAAUCUCAAACAAAAGAUGUUUUACCCAAAAUCCUCUCAGGCGGAACAGUCUCUUAUACGUGACAAUAGUAAAGAGAAAUUAAAGAAUAAGAGGAAAACCCGCAUAAGACUCUUCAGCAACCAAGACAAAAUAAAGAAGAGGAUCAGCAAGAUAAAGAAAGACCAAACCAUCAACCAGAUUACUAAAUAAUAUCGAGAAAUUGACCAAUGCUGUCAAGUAUAGCAAAGACAAAAGGAAGUCUAAGAUCAAAAAUAGAAGCAGUGUGCUUUCAAAUAGAAGAGUCAAUAGCCGAAAUAGGCCUUCUAAAGUAAUAACCCCACCCAUUGCUCCUGGUAAAGAACGUCCAUAUCUCCGUACUAUAAAAGAAAGAGUUAAGACUAAGAAAAUUUCUAGUGCUGAAAUUGAUUUCAGGACGAGACAUAAAAACUCGAUUAGAUGUCCUUUCAGAAAACAAAAUAAGAAGAAAUCGAUUAAUAUAGGAAAUAAUACAUUCCAAAAUAAUUGUAAUUUGCCGCAACUGAGAGCUCUUUCUCCUCAAGCAAAUGCUCCUCAAGUUGGCUUAAUAAACAAUGCUCCUAUUGUGAAAAACCCAAAGGAUACUAGGCUUUUCAGAGCAAGGAUUAGAGUAAAAUCCCCAGAGAUAAGAAUCAAGUCUCCUCACGAAAUGCGCAAGAAAUCAGGAUUUGCAGUCCCUAAAGUAUCAUUAGAAAAGCCAUCUCGAAAAACUAGAAACAAAUUCUCAACCUCAAGACCUCUUGCCAAGAUCAGAAAUGCAAAGCAUUGUAAUCAGAGACUCUCAAAACUAAACAAUCGGACAAUCCCUGCAAAAAAAUAA
This is a messenger RNA of Moneuplotes crassus, 1740 nucleotides long. Lineage: Eukaryota; Ciliophora; Spirotrichea; Euplotida; Euplotidae. The record is from the annotation of a GenBank genome assembly.